AAAAGUGCAUGGGGACGAUGAUGGGGGGAGGCCAUGUUGAAAGAAAACAACGAAAGCAUUUACUGCUUCUUAUUUGUGACCCCAUCGAGAAACGGGGUGGUUGUUAUUUCAAAAACAUGUGUUUAUUAGAAGCAACUAGGAUUUCUUCAGAUAGCGUAAACCGUUCACACCGUGAACAAGCAGAUAUUGGUGUGAACGGUUCUCAAGGCAGUCCUGCAGUCACUACACAGAGUACAGAAACAACAACUCAUAUUUCUUCAGUGGGUUCACCUCCUCAAAGAGUGUUUUCAGAGGAUACCCAUUCUCUUGAACGUCAGGUUGCUGAACACCGACGCACAAGGGAAACAAGCGGAGAUACUUUUGGUACGCCACAAAAUUCGCGGCGGGGCUUUGCAGAGGUAUUCAGAAGACUGCGGCCGAAAGCAGAUGAAAAACCAAGGACACCUCGAUCCAGUCCAAGAACCAAUAAUGACGUUGCUGCUUCUAGACAUCGUCACAACACCAAUCGUAGCAAUCAAGAUUGGGGUGUGUCAUCAAGAGAGACCGUGCCUUUGGUGGUUUCUGGUUCAGACUGUGGUUACAAGUUAGAGGGACCAAAACCACCUCCUCCACCUCCUUUGGUUCCAGAAUCAACUGCUGUGUAUGAGUUAGUUUCUGAAGAUGAGAAGGAGGAUAUCUGUCCAACUUGCUUGGAGCCUUAUACUGAGGAGAAUCCGAAGAUAACAGCAAAAUGUGGCCAUACUUUUCAUCUUUCUUGUAUUUAUGAGUGGCUUGAAAGAAGUCGGUAUUGUCCUGUCUGUGCCAAUAUUAUGGAAUUUGAAGAAAAUAACAUUUAGCUAUCCAUAUAUAUAUAUAUAUAUAUAUAUAUAUAUAUAAAGAUUAGAAACGGAAU
Messenger RNA from Galdieria sulphuraria, 892 nucleotides. RefSeq names its product zinc finger (C3HC4-type RING finger) family protein. The record is from RefSeq and is a predicted model, not a curated record. NCBI's taxonomy places the organism in Eukaryota, Rhodophyta, Bangiophyceae, Galdieriales, Galdieriaceae. Bases 9 to 836 code for a protein of 275 amino acids. Gene Ontology annotation, molecular function: ubiquitin-protein transferase activity; zinc ion binding. The transcript is spliced from 4 exons.